UAGCACAUUCAGUUCAGUAUUGUAUUAAGACGAGAAAUUUUUAUCGGCUUGACGAAAAUUAUAAUUUGUGUGCCCACUAUUUAUAUUUGUGAUAACUAACUAGUGAUCGAUUAUUAUGGGUGCUAACACGUCGGUUGAAAGUGAUGAGCUGAGCCAGGCUCGCAAGGAAAGUAUGGAGCUGAAGAAGACGCUGAAGAAACUUGAAGAGGAUCACUCUGAUAUGAAGGAACAAUUGGAUCUUCAACGCGACGAGUUGCGUAAGAUGUAUCAGCAACCGUGGGACAACGACGGGGGAGAUGUGGAGGACUACGACGACAGCAUUACUUGUCCCGUUUGCCUUCACCCGUGGGGCAUAUCCGGCCCCCAUCGCUUGGUCUCUUUGUCCUGCGGACAUCUCUUUGGAGACGAAUGUGCUCGCCGGUCGAUUAGGAAGUUAGGGCAAUGCCCCCAAUGCCGUCGCGGGGCCGAAAUUAAGGACAUUCGCCCCCUAUAUGCGCAAAGGGUAUGCGCUAUCGAUAAUGUCGACAAUCUAACUCGUGGCACUAAGCGACCCUGUGAGUGUUCCGAUGAGGCUCUAAAGAAAAUGAAAACUAACUUGCAUUAAUUCGAUAUCGACUAUCCAAUUCCUUUGUAUUUCAAACACCAAAAUAUCAAGCACUUUCAAAAGAGCUGGUAUUCCUUAAAUUUUUGUUAAUUAUGUAGUUAUGUUAAAUUAGAUAAACAUGUCAAAUGCACAAAUCUGCAAAGCCAA
Molecule: messenger RNA, 751 nt
Organism: Scaptodrosophila lebanonensis
Lineage: Eukaryota; Metazoa; Arthropoda; Insecta; Diptera; Drosophilidae
Product: E3 ubiquitin-protein ligase RNF4-like
Exons: 2
Coding region: 116-604 (162 amino acids)
Biological process (GO): protein ubiquitination; interstrand cross-link repair
Cellular component (GO): nucleus
Molecular function (GO): ubiquitin protein ligase activity
Source: RefSeq, a predicted model, not a curated record